AUGCCGGCCGUGGUGACGCCCAAUCCACUGGUUCCACUCACUCAGCCCAUGGGAAGUGAUGAGUACUCAAAGAUCGCAGCGGCCGUCGCGGCCAUGCAGAACGCCAAUAAUACCCUGAACGGCGGCCUCACUUCCAGCACUAAUCCUCAGGGUUUGACGUCAAUUUCGGAUUUAUCGUCCAGCGCGAUCAACUUGCUGUGUGCGAAUGUGAAGCAAGAACCGACGUGUAAGUUUACAACAUCCAACCGGGGAUUUACAACGUUAAACUAUGCGAUUAUACUUUAGGUUUUACAUAAAGAAUAGGGGUAAAUUACACAAACAGAGAUUUAUGAGAUUAUAAUAGAACACUUAGCCAAAGCCAGAGGUCAAAAAAAGCUACUAGGGAUUCAUGAGCUACACGUAAAAUCAUGAAAUCUUCAAGAUAAGACAGGAAAGUUUAAGGAUUAGCACAUACACCUUUCAACCAAGGAUAAUCACACUUUUAACGUAGGAUAAACUCUUCCAAAGUAAACUUUUAACCAAGGAUAAUACAGUCUUCAAGGAUAAGCACCCACUUACGUCUACACAAGAUUAGGCUUUCAAUGGCUUCAUAAAUCUUUAUGAAUUGUUUUAGACGCCACGAAGGAGGAAUUAAUGGCCAUGGUUUCCAAUACGGAAUUUCUAAAUCAACCUAACCACUGGUUAUUAAACAAAGCCCUCACGUUGGGCACGAUAGCCAAUGUAAGUCAACCUUAAUCUCUAAAAUUAAUUUCCGCAACAACAAAUUACGGCGGUAAAACGUUGUAAAUUAGUGGGAAAAUGAGCUUUAAAGUCAUGUUGUAAAUAAGUUUGGCAGAUAAGCUUGUAAAUGGAGCUUUAGAAUGAAACUCACAUCACUUUUAAUCAACUUUAAAAAAUAAAAAUAAGUGAUUCUUGCCUCAAACAUUGUGAACUAAUUAUCUUAAUCAAAGCAAAUUUAAAACAGAUUUAAAUUCACUCAAAAACAAGUUCAAAUGUUGUGAAAUACCAUGGAAUAACAAAGUAAAAGAAAAGCAGCUUAUAAAUUAUGAAUUCCAAAGGUUUUUCGCCAAAUUACAGAUUCUAUUUUUAAUUAUGAAUUCUCAAGUUCAUUUCUUUAGCCUGACGCAGAAGAAGCCCUGAGGUCAGAGGAACGGCGACUAUUCGAUCCGAACCGUCACGUAAGUCUCAAUUUCAACUUCUGACGUCCUUUCUACAGUAUUUGUUGCACGAUCCUCACAUUUUUAAAGCAAAUUGAGCAUUCACUUAUUUUAAAGUGCAUAUCUAUGCUUUCGAACUAUGAAGAACGACUUUCCAACACAUCAUUUUGAUAUUGAUAUAUGCAAAACCCAUCGUAAUAUGCACAUUUCAGGCCUCAACCGAGUCCACGGCAUCGACGAGUUCGCUCCCGCUGGCCGAACAGAACAUCCCACGUAAGCAGGAGAUACAGAACGACAUUCGUCACAGCAAGGGCCGCUUCGAGCUCGUCAGGAAGCGCGGCCGAUCCGAUGUUUGGAACCUGUUCGGUCAGGUGGUGGACAAACAGACCGGCAACCGGCUGCCUUAUGUGGCCUGUUAUGCAUGCAAGGUGUUGUAUACGGACACGGGCGGGGGCACUGGUAAUAUGACCCGCCAUCGCUGUUCCAUGGGCAGCAGCUAUCGCACCAUCUCGAGGUAUAAUUUAUGCAAAUUGACUACUGAAUUAUACAUGACUAAGUAGAUGGUUUUCGUUCACAUACAUAAUGUCAAGGUGUUUUAUGAGAUUAGUUAAACAUUUCGACAAGAAAACACAAAAUGUAGAGAACAGAGGUCAAACUUACAAGAUUAGGUAUUCUGGUCAAGAUACUAAUAUAGCAAAUUAGAAUAUAUGAUAUUCUGGUACAUUUAGAAAUGAAAAAUCAAAGUCUAUAGCCAAAAGAGAAACCCGUUUUUUGAUUAAAACAUAACAUAAUACCUAAACAACAAAAACCUGAGCAACACAUUAAACCUAACACAAACAAUCACAACAUUAUCCUUUAGAAACGAGAACCAAGAACAAAGUGGUACCCAAUCUUCGUCCUUCGAAUCCGUGCACGGCUUCGGUCCCAGCUCUCCAGACGUGCAGGAACAGGCCGACCAUCAGCACAAUACUAUAGGAGCACGCGAAGCCUUCGCUUAUCAAGGAUAUCACGGAAGUCUGGGCAGCUCGUUAGGAUCCACCGGAUACACUUCAUCGUGUCUGUCACAUGGCUCAACUUCAAUUGAGUCAUUACCGGAAAAUCAUCGUGGCUUCUUCAGGUCCCAUUCAGCUGGACAUAGUUCCACAACUGCACCAACUACAAACACAACUAGCACACUUUUACAUCCAAACACAGCAUUACCACCCCUUCAACGAGCAGGUUCAGCUGUUGGCGUAGCCAAUCUCGGUUUAUCUACUACGAACACAAAUAUAGGAGGAAGUCGGUCGAAUGUCACCACACCAACUCCUCUACAACAGUAUCAACAUCUGAAUCCAAACCAAAAAGCAUCAACACCCAGCAGACCAGGUUCGAGUCAACAGAUAAGAGGUACGACACCAGUGCCGCCAGUAGUGAUUACUGGAGUUGGCUAUGUCUUUACUCAAGCCGACAAACAGUUGUUCGCCCAAGCUGUGCUGAAGUUUUGUGCUCAAGAUAUGCAGAACAGUGACAUUGUUGGGGUAAGAGCUUUGUUUAUUAUUAUGGUAUUAUUAUGGCAUUAGGCCAUUACAACAACUAUAAUAUCUGUUGCAUAUUUACAACCCAUAUUUAUGAAUUUACUGCACCCAUAUGCCAUUAUCCUUAAUAUGUUUGUAGGGCGAAGGCUUCAAGAAUCUAAUCGAAACGGUCCUAUUCAUCGGCCGACGUUCCCAUGGAGAUAACCACGUCUCGAACAGCUUUGAUCCGGUCAGGAAUCUAAUACCCAGUGCUCAACAAAUGCGUGAGGUUCGUGUCAGACCUUUUACAGAGAACACUUCUCAGGUUUCCCGCCAGUAAACACCUUCUACAUUACAAAGCCGUUUAAUCUGCCCCGGGGGUUUCGAAUCCGUCUAUUUACUACUUUAACAUUCCAAAACUUCUCCUUCAAAGCGUUUGCUAAUCUUCGACAAGAUUCCAAAGGAAUAUUGUCUUAUAGGACUUCUUUAGCCAAAAAGAUGUCGCUUUUGAAAAGGGCUACAUUAAUAUCCAUAGUAUACCUUUGCUAGACACAAUUAUACAUUUUCACCAGACAUUACCUAUAUUAUACUCUUUUUGCCACAUAAAUCUACUGCUGGCCAAGAUAUACAUCUAAAAGGCACACCGGUUUAAUAAGUACGUGUCUUUUGAAGCUUUCCCCUCUAGACCAGCCCUAGAUCGUCAAUAUUAUAUUGUACUUGCGGAUUAUAACCAAACAGGUGCAUGUAACGCUCUAACUUACUAUAAAGCUACAAUUUUAUAUCUAUUUACCCCUAAAACGCUUUGCUGUACCUAAAUUUACAGAAAACCCUAACUAUGUUCCUAUGUUCUAACCAAAAACCAAGACUUUACACCUCCAAAACGCCUAAUUGGAACGUUUUUUAAUAGAUAUCGUUUCCAAUAGCACGAAUUCUUAAAAUAAAUACUUACAGGUUGUUAUGGCACAAGACGAUGCCAUCAAAAGUGCAACGAAACAGGAUUUGGAGCAGAUAAAAGACAUUGGGAUCUCGCUCCUCGGCCAAACCAUAAAGUUUGGGGACGAGGAAUUCAUGUGCAUCAUGGCCGAUUAUAUUACUGAUGAAUGGCAAAUGACACAACGGCCGCUAAAGUAAGAGUUUUGGACAUAUACACAGUAAAAGUUAGAAAAAAGGGCAAAAAACAGCUGAAAAUCAGUGAAAAUUAAUAAAAUUUCGUUUUUUUUCAAAAAAUAUGGGAAAACGAAGUGCCACGAUCGAUUUUCUAUGACGUGUUUUUGAUAAAUCUUGAAUUAUAAAAAUAUUUGUAAUCACAAAACAUCAACGGGGAUUGAAAUAAAAAAUUUUAAAAAAUUUAAAAUAUUUUUUUCGGGCCCGGGCCCAAUUUUCAAGUCCGGUCCGCGGGCCGGGCCUAACCUUCGGGCCCGGCCCGUUUCAGUUUUUGCUCAAGGCCGGCCCGGCCCGAUCGUAGGGCCGGGCCGGGCCUAGACGGCCCGUUUCUCACCCCUAAAUAUUUGUUGAUUUCAGAGUGUUACCAUGUAAAAACCCUAAAAUCACGGACUUUGUACCAAUGUUGAAGGAUGUAAUAGAAGAAUACAAUAUAAAAGAUGCUCGGAAAAUACUUUUAUCUUUCUCUUCCGACCUUGAUGAUAGUAUCAAGCUCGAAGGCCUGCCGAGCAACGUCCAAGUUAUCAGAAAUGUUGUCAGAGCUCUGUCCAAGAUUGUGAAUGAAUCCUUCGAAGAGUCUCCAAAGGUCAACGAAGUCCGAGAGCUUAUCAGCACUUGCAAUAUUAUCCUUGAUUCCCUGUUUCAGAAGAAGCUGAUGUUAGAUGAGAUACCUCAAUGUUUGUUGGAGCGAAAACUCAAUCAUGAUGUCUUUUUGAAAACCGACAAGAUUUCCGAACUUUAUUUGACUUUGAAAUUCGUUCGGGAAAACCUGGGAAAGAUAGCGAAUAUUCAGGAAUUGACCGGAGGAACAGGUUGGUUAAUAUCAAUUUUAUCACUCAUCACUUCGGAAUCAAUUAAGUUUAAGAUACCAAGUUUUAUCACGAUUAAAUUGUAGUCUAAAGUGAACGUGUGCAGCAAAUUUCAUAGGUUUUAAUUGCAUUUGAAUGGUUUUCUGGAGUUUUGUAAAUUGCAGCAAAGAAAGUUCAAAUAAGAUAAUAUCAAAUAUUAUUUUUAUGAAAAAAACUACAGUGAAAUCCAUCUCUAUUGUAAGCUAAGAUGAAAACUUUGUUUUACUUUUCUUUCCUAUUGAAGUUUUACAGUAUUUUUUUCAGAAUACUUCAUGAAACUGCAGACAACCGACUGGACGUUUGUCGAAAAGGUGGAGCUGUUUUUGGAAAGCUACUACGACACUUUCAAUGAGUUUAGUGAGCAAAAAGAGUUGACUUUCCAGUCGAUUGUGCCCAACUGGUUCAACUUGCUAGACGAAUACGAACAAGUUGAUGGAGACGAUAUUCAAGUCGACGAUGUUAAGGUAGAAGAGAGUGAAGAAUGGAGUCGAUGUAUAAGGAAGAGGGCUGAAGAGAAGUUGAAGAAGUGGUCGAGAGAAAACUUGACUCAAGAGCACUAUAUGGCUACUGUAUUGAACCCGAAGAUACGAAGUUUGCAGCUGAUAUGCACUGACAUGGAAAAGUAAGUUCAAAUUGACCUCUAAAUCAAUAUAUCUGAUGUUUAAAUUGCCAAAGAAUUUGAUGGUUUAUAUAUUUGUUUAGCGAAAGAUGUCAUUUCGCACCAUCUAUAAUGUCAUUCACCAAGAUGACAUUACAAUGUGUAACUGUGUUGAUGUAGUUUGUCACUACAACAAUAUCCGCUUACAUUUACGUAAAACAAGUAUUUUAUGAGUGCGUAACGUGCCCAGAAUCCUGAAACCCUAACCCGUCGUCUUCUAAGAUUACCGUGUUUACUCAGCCAAAAAUACAUAUCCGUUUUUAGAAUCAACAUCUACUCCACCAUCAAGGACGUCAGCGGGUUGAACAAGAUACGAAGGGAACGGGAUUCGUCAUCGCACGAUGGAGAGCCGGCCAGGAAACGCAGGAACUUUCUUUCCAAGCUCGAGGACUGUGCGAUGGAGGACGACGAGUUGGAGUGUUACCUGAGGACACCGUUCGGGCAGGGUAAAAUAAGGUAAGAUUUUAAAAAAUAGAGCGAUCUACAACAAAUUUUAAAAAUAUUAACCAAGCCACAAAGUUAACUUGAAAACAUCUAUUUUUUAUCACUCCUACAAAAUACACCCCCCCUUCUUUUUUUUCACCCUUUUUAACACAAAAUGCUAUAUUAAGUUAAUGUCAUCACUUGCCCUCGUUACCGUAUUCUAUUCAUGGUAAAAAUAGGUAUAAUCAAACAUAAGUACGUAGUAAACUUAUUUUUACCUGUAAAUAGAUGCAGGUGUUCGUCUACGUGUCUUACUGCGUCAAGUUCGACGCUGUUUAUGACAUUACCUUGCAAUCCCGUGGUAUUUACAGAAAGUUGGACUUUUAGGAAAAUUUGAUUAUUUUUUGUAAAAUUUAAAUUUUUUAAUGGUCUUUAGGAUGAUUUAAUUUAAAAAUUAUGUUACAGUAGUCUUAAAGUGCAUAUUUUGUGAUUCAGUAUUGAAAAUACAGCUUAAAGCUGGUUAUACUACAAAUUAAAAUAAAGUAAAAUAAUCCACUUCGCCAAUUAGCAUAGUUAGAAAUUACAAUAUAUUUAACUAUACGGUAGAGUUAUUGUAGCUUUUAAAAAUAUUACUAAUAAACCCCAAUUUUACCGUAAUAAAGCUGAUAUAGUUAUAGAUCUUUGCUCGAGUUCUGGUCCACCUUUGGAGAGACUAACUUCCCAAAACUCUCGAGGUUCGGCCGCUUCAUCCUUGGUGUACAAGAUGUGUCCAGACCUUUGCAUAUUAACCUUCCUUCGACCAAACUGACGGCUGAACAGAUUGGCACUUUCCUCAAAUUACGGUAAUUAUUGUAGCCAGUCUUUGUGAAUAUUCAAAUUCAGGCCAGAAGUCUCGAGUACCGUCGGCCGUCCUCUACCCAGGCUCUAA
Molecule: messenger RNA, 6668 nt
Organism: Bursaphelenchus okinawaensis
Lineage: Eukaryota; Metazoa; Nematoda; Chromadorea; Rhabditida; Aphelenchoididae
Source: the annotation of a GenBank genome assembly